CGAAGUUCCCUUCCUUGCCCGCCUGCUCCUCUUCUUCUCCUCCACCAGCUCCCCUUCAUUUCAUCAUGUCCGCCGAUCUUCUCGUCCCUGAGACCAGGGUCUUGGCUGUCGCCAGCCAUGUUGUCUACGGAUAUGUGGGCAAUAAGAUGGCCACUGCGGUCAUGCAGCUCAUGGGCUGUGAUGUCGCCGCCUUGAACACGGUGCACUUCAGUAACCACACCGGUUAUAGACAGUUCAAGGGCACUAGGGCCACGGCAGAGGAGAUCACCGCGCUCUAUGAGGGUCUCACGCAGAGUAACCUGCUUGAUUUUGAUGUCAUGCUCUCUGGCUAUGCGCCCAGUGCAGCUGCCGUUGAAGCCGUCGGGGCCAUUGGCAUGGACCUCCAGCGCAAAGCGGAAAAGAAUCCCGGUUCUUUCUUCUGGGUCCUGGACCCCGUAAUGGGGGACCAAGGCCGUCUCUACGUCAACGACGACGUCGUUCCCGCCUACAAGAAGGUCAUCCGCCACGCAGACCUUAUUCUCCCCAACCAAUUCGAAGCCGAAGUCCUCUCCGGCAUCAAAAUUACCUCCCUCGCCACCCUCGCUGAAGCCAUCACCGCCCUCCACGCCAUCUACAACAUCCCCCACGUGAUCAUCACCUCCGUGCAAAUCGCCAGCCUUUCCGACUCUCCUCUCCCCAACACCCUCACCGUCAUCGGCUCGACCACCCGCUCCGACGGCGCCCCGCGUCUCUUCCGCAUCGAUGUCCCCGCCCUGGACUGCUACUUCAGCGGUACCGGCGAUAUGUUCGCCGCUCUCACGGUAGCCCGCUUCCGCGAAGCGGUGUUCAACGCUGAUGCAACUCUCCGCAACACCAAGUCGUGGGUCUCGCCUGACGAUGUUCCCGCUACGGAGUUACCCCUUGCCCAGUCUACCCGGAAGGUGCUGGCGAGUAUGCACUGCGUACUAGAGAAGACUCUGGAGGCGCGAGAUGCCGAGUUGCGCGCCAUUGUUCCGGAUGAGGGCGAGAAGCUGCUCAGCCAGGAGGACCAGCAGAAGAGGGCGCAUCUGCGGGAGAGCAAGGCGGCAGAAGUACGGGUGGUCCGUCAUGCGCAGUAUCUGCGGGAACCGGAGGUGGAGUUCCAGGCGAGUGAGUGGCGACGGGAAGAUCUGCCGGCGCAGUUUCGUUGAUCCUGUUGCUAAAUGGGCGGCGAACUGUUUGAGCAUUAUAGAUUAGUUAUAGACGGGUGUUGAUUUAUAUACCACCAGUCAUGAUGAAAUGCAGUGACGGACCAAACAUAGAUGACAUCAAUC
Messenger RNA from Aspergillus piperis CBS 112811, 1292 nucleotides. Its product is annotated as pyridoxal kinase. NCBI's taxonomy places the organism in Eukaryota, Fungi, Ascomycota, Eurotiomycetes, Eurotiales, Aspergillaceae. The record is from RefSeq and is a predicted model, not a curated record. Gene Ontology annotation, cellular component: cytosol. Gene Ontology annotation, biological process: pyridoxal 5'-phosphate salvage. Bases 66 to 1169 code for a protein of 367 amino acids. The transcript is spliced from 6 exons. Gene Ontology annotation, molecular function: pyridoxal kinase activity.